Dalotia coriaria is the source of this 4291-nucleotide messenger RNA. RefSeq lists its product as uncharacterized. The record is from RefSeq and is a predicted model, not a curated record. Lineage: Eukaryota; Metazoa; Arthropoda; Insecta; Coleoptera; Staphylinidae.
CCUAAAAAUCAGCACCGCCCUGUUGAAAAUGUUACCGUUUUGUUUAAUUUUAACUUUUUCUUUGGUUUUUCUGAAGAAGUGCCCGGAAACCGCACAGAUUUCAUCCGAUGUAAAGUCACACAUAAAGGUAUUGAUUACAUGGGCACCCAUGGUAAAACAGAAGGUAAUAUUCGUUGUCAAUCAUGGGCGACGAAGAAUCCCGUCCAUCCUGUUCACGACAGCUAUACAGAUGAGAAAUUCCCAGAGUUUUCCAAAGAAAAAGCAAAGAAUUACUGCAGGAAUCCAAGCCGUGACCCAAACGGUCCCUGGUGCUACACAAUGGACCCCCAACUGAUUGAUGACACCUGUGCGAUACCAUUAUGUAGUUUAGAUGUGUGUAGAUUAACUGGUCCAGGAAUGGAAUAUGGCGGAGUGCAUAAUUCCGCAGCGUCUACUCUAAAAUGUUUAAAAUGGGAUAAGCGUAAAAAAGUGAGGUUACGUGGUAAUAUCACCACAAUUGAAAAGUCCAAAAGUAGAUUUCCUGAAGAGAAUCUAGACGCCGCGAAGAAAUUCUGUCGUAAUCCGGAUGGAGAUUUAGCUGGACCAUGGUGUUUCGUAGAAGUGGCUGAUUCAUCAGAGGUUAUAAAGGAAUAUUGUGAUAUACAGUUCUGUGACGAUCAAGACUGCAUGGUUUUUACAAGGAAUCAUUCAUUUUAUGGACAUUAUCUUGCAUUCCCCAAAGGUUUGACCAAUUUUUCUUUCGGGGUUAAACUGUGGGAUCCUGAUUCGUAUUUAGAUGCAAAAGCUACGCUUGUGUUGUCAUUAUUACCACUGCCAUUGAGUGGUCAGGAGAUUGAUCAUGCUGGUGUUGGUAUUGAGAUAUCCAUGUCAAAUACAAAAACCGCGUUGACUUUUGGUAACAAAGACGAACCGGAAUAUGAAGUGACACAUGGUAUUCUUAAAUCUACAGAGUAUACCUUCUUUACAUUGAAUUGGGACCGUGGGUUUAUCACACUGAACAAAAAUGGCGACUUUAAACCUAUAUUUUUACAAGAAAUUAAAACCAGUGGAAAUUUAAUGGGGGCUAUGAAACAACAAUUUCGAUAUUAUUCUGGACAAGGGAACAAUAUAAUGUGGAGUUUUCCAUUUUGUGAUGAUGACGAUGAAUGUGACGUGCACACCACAACAUCUUCUGUGUUUACCAAUUUUUACCCCCUGUAUGAUACAGAUGUAGGCCACGAAUUGAAAUUUCAUGUUAGGGCAACCCAUUCUGCAAAUCUAAUACUGGUAUCAUCUCCUGUCUUAGAUUACCCCAAUAUAAAAAUUCUACUUGGUCAACCUGAUGGUUUUACCAGAAUUACCACAACACCCUAUAUCAAGGGACCUACUCUAACUCUAGUUGAAACUAAAUUUAGUGAAUUAAUUUCCUACUGGAAAUUCUCCGAGUUUUCAAUAAAUAUUUUCUCGGAUACUUUGAGUUUCUACUGGAACAAAGACGUUGGUAACUUUUUGAUAAUGGAAGCCUCCCACACGGCUGUAAAAUCAAUGAGGUGGUUCUCACCGGGAUCUGAUAACAACGUUGCUCAUUGGACUUUCAAUUGUAAACCGCCACGAUUUGCACAUGCGAAUCCAGCGUUUUUACCUGAAUGUGCCCUGGAUAAAAAAGAGUCUUUUUAUAUCGGUACCCAGCGGAUAACAGGUGAAGGUAAUCCCUGUUUACCAUGGUCAUCUAAAAAAUGGAUACCUGAUGAGGUAACCACUAAAAUCCCAAAGAAAACUUUGCUAGAAAUGCGUAACUUUUGUCGAGAUCCUUUGGAAAAUAAAAUUGGUACCUAUUGUUAUACAUUCGUACCAGAUCGUAGUAAAGUAGAGAAGAAAUAUUGUAAGAUUCGUAAGUGUAAAUCCGCAGAAUGCCGCAUGGCUGGCACCGGAAAUGACUUCAUUGGAAAGGUUAACGUUACCAGGUCAAAUCGCACGUGUCAGUUUUGGAUAGCAGGUAUUCCCGAGGAGUUAAUUCCACGAUAUGAUAUGCGCGGGAACAGUACUACCCGAAAACGUGACACUGAUGAGUUGGUUUUACCAAAUUCAGGACCAAUAGUAAAGAAUAUUUCAGAAGCUGUGAAUGAAUACAUUAAUGAAACAGAGCAGGAAAGGAAAAGUGUCAAAAUUGUAAAAGUGCAUAAUGUGGAUUUAAAUCUAUUGAAUGGGACAUUAUAUGCUGACAUGGCUCCUGAAAGAGCUGAAAACUUUUGUAGAAACCCUUCUAGAAGUAUAACAGGUGCUUGGUGUUACACUUUGGAUCCCAAGGUGAUAUUAGAUGCUUGUCAUGUCCCUGAUUGUGACCGCAAUGAAGAAUGUACGAUAUUCUUAGUGGGAAACGGAAGUGGACGUCGUGUUUUCAUCCUACCACAAUGGCGGGAAGCGGGACAUCAUGGCGGCAUACGUUUUUCACUAAAACAAUGGAAUCCUGACAAUGUGGAAGGAAUUCGUUUUGAAAUAACAUCAAAGAAUAAUUUAAACAUAACCUUGAAUAUCGGUGCAGAAAAUAACCAGAAAGUGAAUUUGUACAAGGAUGGUAAACAAAUCUUAGAAAAAACAAUGCCAUAUAUAAUCCCAGCUGGUAAAUGGGUUUCUUUUUGGUUACAAAUGCGUCAGGGUGAGAUUUUAUUAGGAUUUGAAGGUGUCCGUGACACUUUAAUAGAAUGGAUCGCCGAGGACCCAUCCAAGGAACCAAAUCCGAUAUUUCUCAACUUUCAAUCUAUAACUGGUCAUCCCAUAGGAAUGUUUGUAACGUGUGAUGAAUGUCACGCAGAGAAUACAACCUCUUCACAUUUUGGUAAAGUUAUGCCCAUUAAUAUAUGGACCACCAAUGAUCAAAUAGUUUUUAAUAAUUUAACUCUUCAAAUACGUGGUGUGGGUCACAUAAAAAUCAGGUUGAUGCAUGUCCCUGGGUCAUUACACAGUCAUUUGAUAGAACUUCAUAAAUCUGGGAAGAAUAUCACGUUAACUAAGCGAAUAAAAAACCUUCAGGUAUUGGUCCAUCAUGUGGUACCAAAAGAAUUGGUCAUGAAACCGGAUGCGUGGACUUGUAUGAACAUAACCUUCUCAGAAGAGCAUUUAAACAUUAGUUUUAACGGAAGUGAAGUGUUUUCUUAUCGAAGUAAAAUCCCGAUGUUGUUUUACUACUUUGGUAUUGCUGUUGAUGGUGGUAGUUGGUUAACCUGGAUGGCAAACUGUGAUCCCUUGGAUAUUGAUGGUCCACCUAAAGAUGGCGGAUGGUCCGUGUGGUCCCCCUGGCAGUGUAGUGUAACCUGUGGGGGUGGCGAUGGAUACAAAACACGAACUUGUAAUAAUCCAAGACCAAAUAUCUUUGGACAACUCUGUCAUGGUGAGCAUACUUCCACAGGAAAAUGUAAUGAAUUUGAAUGUGGAGAUUUAAGUCCGGAUACGUUUGAUUUAAUUCGGGAGAAUCUCCAGAAAUCUUCAACGAGUAUUAUUGCAAAGGAACAUCAAUCUGUGACAAUUACAAAUGAUGCUGACGUGCUUUCCGCCAUCAAUACAGAAUCUCCUGAUGCUUUCUACGAGUGGACUUUUAAUGGUCACUUUCUACCUCCUGAAACUGGACGGUUAUACUUUCAAGGAGAUGAUGUUAUCAUCAAAGAUGCUACGCAUAAUGAUUCUGGUGUUUACAUGUGUCUAUUGUUCAGGAUUAAUAAACAGAAAGUCGUCAUCAGAGUGGUGACACUUGCUGUGACCAUUAAUCGGAAUACAAUUGUUACCAGAGCGACGUUACCAAUGAUUUUGGACUGUAAAUCUGUAACUCUAGGCUAUGUAUACUCGGACUUGACUCAAAAAUGGCUCCUGAACAAUUCAGACUAUAUAGAUUAUGGAGUAACAACCCUGGCUGCAGUUAGUACUGAACAUAUCGAGAAAACAAAUCGAUCUUUAACAGGACUCUGGAAAUGCGUUGUUGAACAACCAGAUUUGAAGUUGUUGUGGACAACUAAUAUAGAAUUAGUAAAAAUUAAACGAGCGCCUAAUAUUUACACGCAUUUGAAGGAAGACCCUUUAACUAGACCUAUUUUUGGGAAGAUGCCGAAUGAUGCUGCUAUUGUUACAGUUAUAAUUUGUUUUAUUUUGUUGGUGAUUGGAGUUGUAGCAUUUUCGUUGUAUGCAUAUUUGAAAUGGGGAACAUUACCAACGCAAGUGAGUAAAAAGCAAAAGAAGAGAAAGAAAAAACGUAAUAGAAGAUAAUAUUGCAUACUUUAUUAACUUAGAAUUUCAUAUAAAUAAAUAAAAAGUAAAUAAAAUC